GGGCCGUGCCGUGGGCCGCUUCUGCAGUUUGAAAGUACCUCUACUUUCGCAUCUUCUCUCCUUAAAUGGUUGUUGCUUCCCACCUCCCACGGAGGGAUGAGUUAGGCUCGGAGCUGGCGCCGACUCGGGUACCCCUGCAGAGCCCUCGAGAGAGCUGCUCCCUGGGCUGCCUCCCUCACCCUUCCCAAAUGUGAGCACAUCGCAGACAGCACGGAGAAGGGCCUCCUCUUGUCUUCAAGGCACUUGCUUCUGCCUCCUGUUCUUUUGUCCAAAAAAGAAAAAGGCAAACCAAACCAGUCCACAAAGAACUUGUGCUGAUCUAAGGAGGAGGCUGCGGAGUCUCAGUCACCUCUUUGCAUCCCAAGAUCCUGACUGUGGGCUGGAUUUUCUGUCCUCAGUUUCAGGGGAUCAGCUACGGGGAAUCAGGAUCUUGGAUACUUUUGAUUUUUGUUUUUACUUGAACCCUUUCAACCGAGAAGCUGAAGCUGUCACUGCUAAAAUCCCGUUUUUUUUUCCCAAGCAUGUCAGAAAGCUGGCAGCAGCAACAGCAGCAACCACAGCAGCCACCACCACCGCAGCAGCACCACACUGGGGCAGCUGCCCUCCCAGAGCACUCCAUCCCGCCCAGCACUGCUGACAACCCCUUGGGCUGUGCCGUCUACGGCAUCCUGCUCCAGCCGGACCCUGGUCUGCAGCACCACCAGCACGCCCCCAUCCAGGCUGGAGAGCCGUCCCACAAAUGCGGCGUGUGUGGCCACGACCUCGCUCACCUCUCCAACCCCCAUGAGCACCAGUGCUUGCCAGGCCAUGACCGCUCUUUCCAGUGUACCCAGUGCCUGAAGAUCUUCCACCAGGCCACUGACCUCCUCGAACACCAGUGCAUCCAGGUGGAGCAGAAGCCCUUUGUGUGCGGCGUCUGCAAGAUGGGCUUCUCCCUCCUGACCUCGCUGGCGCAGCACCACAACGUUCACAACGGCAACGCCAUGAAGUGCUCUAUCUGUGAGAAGACCUACAAGCCUCCCGAGGCAGAGCAUUCACAACCUCUUGACCCCUCGGAGAAGCCCUACAGCUGCUCCAUCUGUCAGAAAACCUUCAAGCACCUCUCAGAGCUGUCCCGGCAUGAGCGCAUCCACACAGGUGAGAAGCCGUAUAAGUGCACACUGUGCGACAAGAGCUUCAGCCAGUCAUCCCACCUGGUGCACCACAAACGGACACACAGCUCGGAGCGGCCCUACAAGUGCACGGUGUGUGAGAAGACCUUCAAGCACCGCUCCCACCUGGUGCGCCACAUGUACGCGCACUCAGGGGAGCACCUCUUCAAGUGCAACGUCUGCGAGCUGCACUUCAAGGAGUCAUCGGAGCUGCUGCAGCACCCCUGCACGCCCAGCGGGGAACGGCCCUUCCGCUGCGGCGAGUGCCAGAAGGCCUUCAAGCGCCCCUCAGACCUGCGGCAGCAUGAACGCACGCACAGUGAGGAGCGGCCCUUCAAGUGUGACCUCUGCCAGAUGAGCUUCAAGCAGCAGUACGCGCUCAUGCGCCAUCGCCGCACACACAAGGCCGAGGAGCCCUUCAAGUGCAAUUUGUGCGAGAAGGGCUUCGUGCAGCCCUCACACUUGGUGUACCACCAGCAUGUGCAUGGCAUAGAAAACCUCUUCAAGUGCAACGUGUGCCAGAAAGGCUUCAACCAGUCCUCAGAGCUGCUGCGGCACAAGUGUGUGCAGAACGCAGAGCGGCCCUUCAAAUGCGCGGUGUGCAACAAGUCCUACAAGCGGGCCUCGGCUCUGCAGAAGCACCAGCUGGCCCAUUGUGCCGAGAAGCCGCUCAAAUGCACGCUCUGCGAGAGACGUUUCUUCUCCUCCUCCGAGUUCGUGCAGCACCGCUGCGACCCGGCCCGCGAGAAGCCCCUCAAGUGCCCUGACUGUGAAAAGCGGUUCAAGUACGCCUCGGACCUGCAGCGCCACCGGCGUGUGCACACGGGUGAGAAGCCCUACAAGUGCCCUUCCUGUGAGAAGGCCUUCAAGCAGCGUGAGCACCUCAACAAGCACCACAGCGUGCACGCCCGGGAGCAGCAGUACAAGUGCAUGUGGUGCGGGGAGCGGUUCCUGGACUUGGGCCUGCUGCAGGAGCACAGUGUCCAGCACACGGCCGAGGGUGCCUACCAGGUGGCUGCCUGCUUGCCGUGAGCCCCCUGCCCCUCGGCGGCUUUCAGCUUGCAUGUGACGCUCCUGAGCCUUGGCCUCCCCUUUCCUCUCCUCUGUUGUAGAUGGCCUGCAGAGAGUUCGGGGGAAAGGGGAGGUAUGGUGGGCGGGCAGGUAAACUUUCCUCUGUC
Nipponia nippon (crested ibis) is the source of this 2329-nucleotide messenger RNA. The record is from RefSeq and is a predicted model, not a curated record. Lineage: Eukaryota; Metazoa; Chordata; Aves; Pelecaniformes; Threskiornithidae.